AUGUCCCGCACAUCACGCUCCUUCAACACGAGCCUGCGUGAUGCCCUGAUGGCACAGGCCUCUUCAGUCGGUCAUCUCACCACCAUCCCUCCCUGCUCCACCAACGGCGUGAGGGGUACAGAGGCUGGGGUUGGAAGCAAACGUUCCACUCUGGUGGAGAGUGAAGCAGCUUCGCUGGAAGCGCGUCGACUCGCCAGUUUCCCUUCUGGUCAGCCGCCAGACGCCACCUCGGUACCCGCCAUUGAGCGCUACGAUUGGCCGGCGCCAGCCUCCACUGCUGUUAUGACUGCUGAACUCAAAUGA
Molecule: messenger RNA, 303 nt
Organism: Hydatigera taeniaeformis
Lineage: Eukaryota; Metazoa; Platyhelminthes; Cestoda; Cyclophyllidea; Taeniidae
Source: the annotation of a GenBank genome assembly